UGGACCAUGAGUCUGGAAGUUUCUAGUGCAUGUUAGAGAAAAUAUCGUUGACGAAAAUCUCAGUUUAUUGUAUCUUACUUGCCAUUUCAUCAUUUGCUAUCAUAGGCAGAAGGCACAUAACGGUUUGGACCUUUGUAAGGAUUCUAUAAUUAUAAGAAGUUAAUUCAAAGCAAGAAAAAUGGUAAAGGAAACUGCAUACUACAAAAUCCUUGGUGUUGAGCCAACAUGUACACCUGAGGAACUAAAGAAAGCAUACAGAAAACUUGCCUUGAAAUACCAUCCCGACAAAAACCCUGAUGAAGGAGAAAAGUUUAAAGCAAUCAGUCAAGCUUAUGAAGUGCUGGCUGAUCCAAAGAAAAGGGAGACGUAUGACAGAGGUGGAGAGGAGGCCAUAAAGGGAGGCGAAUCUGGAGGGGGAUUCAACUUCCAUUCACCUAUGGACAUUUUUGACAUGUUCUUUGGAGGCGGCGGUGGAGGCCGACGGGGAAGAGGCCCAUCCAAAGGGAAAGAUGUUGUUCACCAAAUCAAAGUUUCCCUAGAAGACCUUUAUAAAGGGGCCACAAGGAAGCUAGCACUUCAGAAAAAUGUAAUCUGUGAUAAAUGUGAAGGUCGUGGUGGGAAGGAGGGAGCAGUAGAGAAGUGCACACCCUGUCGGGGAACAGGUAUGCAGGUGCGGGUACAACAGAUCGGUCCAGGGAUGGUUCAGCAGAUUCAGAGUGUAUGUGGAGAUUGUCAAGGACAAGGCGAGCGCAUCAACCCAAAGUACCGCUGUAAAAACUGUCAGGGACGCAAAGUCAAUCGGGAACGCAAGAUCCUCGAGGUCCACAUCGACAAAGGUAUGAAAGAUGGACAGAAUAUCCGUUUCCAUGGCGAGGGCGACCAAGAACCAGGACUGGAGGCAGGCGAUAUCAUCAUUGUUUUGGAUGAAAAAGAACACCCAACAUUCCGACGUCAUGAGAACGACCUUAUUAUGGAAAUGGAGCUGGGUCUUGUAGAGACACUUUGUGGCUUCCAGAAAACCAUCCCAACGCUGGACGACAGAACACUAGUACUCACCAAUAUACCAGGGGAGGUAAUUAAACACGGCUCCAUUAAGUGUAUAAUGAAUGAAGGUAUGCCAAUUUACAAGGACCCAUUUGAAAAAGGACGACUUAUAAUCAAAUUUAAUGUAAAAUUCCCAGAAAAAAUAGACCCUGCUUCUGUCGGUCAGCUGGAGAAGAUCUUGCCAGCGCGACAGGAAGUAAUUAUUCCAGACGGAGCCGAGGAACAUGACCUUGUUGAUUUUGACCCAAAGGCACAGUCAAAUCGCCGACGAACAGAAGCUUACGGGGAAGAAGAUGACGGUGACGGUAUGGGAGGACAGAGAGUGCAAUGUGCAUCACAUUAGUGUUAGACCAAGAGACAUUUUAUAAACGUACAUUUUUACUUUUCCUUCGGCCAUUGUGCAGAUGUGUUUGAUCUUGAAGAAAAACACAGGGGAUUUCAAAGUGGAUAAAUGUCUAUAAAGAUGAUGAAAUAACUGGGUCAUGUAUUCAUGAAACCAUUUUCAUGCUCGAGCAUGGAUUUUGCACUCAAACUUAAUUUCUUUUUCCACCUGUUAAUUAUUAAAAAAAAUCUUAUUCUGUCAAUGAUUUGGGGGGGUAAUGUGAAGAGUCUACGAGCUGAAUACUGUUUUCAAUGUUAACAAUUGAGUUUUUGAUCGUUUGACGUGAUUUACAGUAAACCUACAUACCCCAGAAAACUGGUUGGAGUGCAGAUUCCAUACUUGAGCAUGAAAAUUGUUUCAUGAAUAUGAGCCCUAGUUGAUUACACUCUAGAAUAAGUGUCUCUAAUAUAGAUAGUUAUAUCAUGGUUAAUUCCACUGUGUUUUAAUAAUAUAGAUGAUUAAAUAACCAGUGGAUUUCACUGUGUGAUAAAUGUCUAUAGUAUAGAUAAUAAAAUAACUGGUGGAUUUCACUGUGUGUUAACUGUCUAUAGUAUAGAUAAUAAAAUAACCAGUGGAUUUCACAGUGUGAUAACUGUGUAUAGUAUAGAUAAUAAAAUAACUGGUGGAUUUCACAGUGUGAUAACCGUCUAUAGUAUAGAUUAUAAAAUAACUGGUGGAUUUCACUGUGUGAUAACUGUCUAUAGUAUAGAUAAUAAAAUAACUGGUGGAUUUCACAGUGUGAUAACUGUCUAUAGUAUAGAUUAUAAAAUAACUGGUGGAUUUCACUGUGUGAUAACUGUCUAUAGUAUAGAUUAUAAAAUAACUGGUGGAUUUCACAGUGCGAUAACUGUCUAUAGUAUAGAUAAUAUAAUAACUGGUGGAUUUCACAGUGCGAUAACUGUCUAUAAUGUAGGUAAACAACUUGUUCUGAAUAUUAAUUUAUAUGUUAUUGUGCCAGUGUCUGAGCAAACAGAAUAAGAUAAAUAACUGAACACAUUCUGAUCACAUGAUGGGAAAAUUGUCCUAUACAUUAUAUAAUGAUACGCUUUUUGAGAAGGACCUUCAUUUUUCUGCAUUGAAAAAACGAUAUACCAGUAGAGGCAAAAGCUAUAGAAAAUUGCUCUGAUGUGCCAGAAAUUAACUUUAAGUCCAAAAUCCAAAACUACGGGGGUAUAUCUAGCUUAUUGUGAUAUAGUGUUGUGUGUGCCAGUCAACCUGUGCAGGUCGGAUAUAAUUAGACUUUUUUAAACAUUUUAAUUACACUACCUUUUUUUUUUUUAACAUUGAUAAAAACAUCUCUUUAUACAUUAAAUAUUAUUUUCACUCAUUUUAUUGUACUUUUAGCAUUAUUUCAGUAAAACAGCUUUUUAAGACAUUCACCCCUAAAGUCACAUUUGAACCUCACCAAAUCAAUGACUAGGCCAUUCCAGUUUAGAUAUGAAGGGGUGAUUGUGUUAAGACAAAGCCAGCAUUGUCCAUUAAAAUAGAUUAAUACCAUCACUCUGUCACAGGUAAAUACUUUACCUGUAUAUGGUACAAAGGGUCACUCUGUCACAGGUAAAUACUUUACCUGUAUAUGGUACAACGGGUCACUGUCACAGGUAAAUACUUUACCUGUUUAUGGUACAACGGGUCACUCUGUCACAGGUAAAUACUUUACCUGUAUAUGGUACAAAGGGUCACUCACACCUGAAGGCUGCUGUCCAACUUUUGUUUCCGCGGAGUAGUGUUACAUACUGUAGCAUGUUACAUAUAUACUAGGGUACUUGAUAAGCCCAAUGCCUGGGGUUUAUCGAUUAACAUGUGUGAGGUCAAUUGAGAACAUCCUAUAUAUACCAUACAAAUAUAGGCCAGGUAGAUUUUUCAAAGAUUGUCUGUGGGCUAGCUAGUACUCUAAAAUAAAAUAAAUUAUACAGCUGUUGCAUACAAGGAAUUCUUCAGCAUUGAACUGCUUUCAGUUGGCGUUCAUAUUGAUAUGGAUACUGACUGCAGUGUGACACAUUCAAUAUGGAGGUCUAGUGUUGUUUUGGAUCCUGACUGCAAUGUGACACAUUCAACAUGGAGGUCUAGUGUUGUUAUGGAUCCUGACUGCAGUGUGACACAUUCAACAUGGAGGGCUAGUGCUGUUAUGGAAUUUGUUGCAUUCCAGUUGGCGUUCAAAUUGGCUAUUGAAUACCGACUGAAAGCUGUUCAAUAUUUCUUUAAUUUCAUAGAUAAUCAGAUUUAUUUAUUAAUUUCAGAAUUAACCUCAAGUAAAUUUAUGUACGGUGUAGGCUUGUUUAACAAAUAGAACGGAGGGUCAGUGGUAUCCAUCUAAAGUUUAACUCAAUCACCCCUGAAAACACAUUUAAAUGAUGGAAUAGUUUAUUAUGAAAUUUCAGGAGUAAAUGAGUUAAUGAUGACAUCAUAAUGAUUAUGUCAACACACGAGUGAUGUCAUUCAUAGCUUACGUAAAUGCCAUAGGUCUAAACUUGGUGGGUUGAAUGAAUUGAAGGCGUUUGAAAAGUGUUUUGCUUACAAUUGUACAAUGUAUAUAAAUAAUACAAUGUAAUACAAGAGUACAACAUUGUAUAACAGGUAAUAAAUAAUACAAAUGGUCAACAGAUUACAUACAGGUGUACUUAAUGAUAUGUUACAGAUGUGGGUAUACAAUUGUGUCAACGAUUUUCUACCUGCGUACAUAUAUAACACGUAUAAAACUGACAAUUCUAGGUAAUAUUUGUGUUUUAAUGAAAUAUAUGUCCAUUCUUGUAUACAUGAACUGGGAAUAAAGUAAUGCUUUACAUA
Molecule: messenger RNA, 4213 nt
Organism: Mizuhopecten yessoensis (Yesso scallop)
Lineage: Eukaryota; Metazoa; Mollusca; Bivalvia; Pectinida; Pectinidae
Product: dnaJ homolog subfamily A member 1-like
Exons: 6
Coding region: 179-1387 (402 amino acids)
Biological process (GO): protein refolding; response to heat
Cellular component (GO): cytosol; cytoplasm
Molecular function (GO): ATP binding; Hsp70 protein binding
Source: RefSeq, a predicted model, not a curated record